Erpetoichthys calabaricus (reedfish) is the source of this 4381-nucleotide messenger RNA. Its product is annotated as leucine-rich repeat-containing protein 10B. The coding region runs from base 606 to 1607 and encodes 333 amino acids. The record is from RefSeq and is a predicted model, not a curated record. Lineage: Eukaryota; Metazoa; Chordata; Cladistia; Polypteriformes; Polypteridae. Gene Ontology annotation, molecular function: protein binding. The transcript has a single exon.
CAGUACGCGAGGCACACAAAGAGGGAGGUGGGGAGGAGGUAGGGUGAGUUCGGAAUCGUGAUACUUUUUUCUUGUUUUAUUUAACAAACUUCCAUAAAUAAUUACAAGUAUCCUUUCACGCCGCUUUAAGAUGAAAAACCUUUGAGGGUGCUAAAGAGAGUAAGCACCUUACGGAUGGACAGCAGCUGUGCUGGGCCGCAGCUUGCCGUGACCACGGGAGUCCGCAUCCCUCGCUUGCUGUGUACGUCCCCAGGAGUCGCCAGCACCAUGGUCAGGGGUCCGAGAAAGAGGCCUGCGGAGGCGGGCCGCUUCCUAGGAGUGAGAGAGGGGCGGCUACAGAGCCCGGCGCGCUGAGAGAAUGUCUCCUCGGUACUUUCUUUACUUCGCCGCGCUAAAGAUUUUCCAUUAACUUUCGGAUCUGCUGUUUUUAAAGAGGUGAAAAACAAAGAGGGAGUUGAGAAGAGCGUUAUUCAGGAUCUUCAAAGAUGUCUUCUGAUUCGAUCCUUAUUGCCCAGCAUCAAAGUCUUAGACUCAAGCUCACGCCAUUCCCGGCUGCUGCCGUGCCUGCCGGCAGCCCGGGACUUUCUGCGCCUCAGAGUUGAGCGAUGGGGAACGCAGGAGGGAAACAGAGGACGUCCACGGAACAAGAGGAAGAAUUGCCCCCGGACGUGGAGGAACAACUUAACAGUGGAGAUAAUAUGUUGGACCUCAGCUUUAAAAAGUUAAAGUUCCUGCCCACUAGCCUCUGUAGGUUCUCCCAUUUGGAAAAGCUGUAUAUUAGCAACAACAGGCUGAGGGAAUUGCCACCAGAAUUCCACGAGCUGGAGAACCUGCGCAUCCUGGCCCUGGAUUUCAACAAGCUGGAGGAUGUACCCAGUGUGGUAUGUCACAUGGGGCAUAUCACCCGAUUGUACCUGGGGAGCAAUCGUCUAAUGAGCCUCCCAGCCGAGUUCAGAAAUUUGCAAAACCUGCGCUGUUUGUGGAUGGAGAACAAUUAUUUCCAGAUGUUUCCAAAGCAGCUUUUUGACUUACCAAACCUAAAGUCGUUACAGAUGGGAGACAACCGCCUAAAAACCUUGCCAGAAGACCUCACACGUAUGUCCUCACUGAGGGGUCUAUGGCUAUAUGGGAACCGUUUUGAAGAGUUCCCACGCAUCCUGAUGAAGAUGGAGUAUCUAGAAAUCAUUGACGUUGACCGCAACAAAAUUUCACAGUUUCCCAACCUUAGUCACCUGCAUCAGCUGAAGCUGUUCUCCUAUGAUCACAAUCCAGCUAAAGUCACACCAAAAGUAUGUGACACUUGCAUUCCAGUUGGGAAUGGUGCCGAAGAAGUCUUGGCAGUACGUGCCCAAAUCAAAGAGGAAGCUGAAACAGCUGCUGAUGGAGCUGAAGGAGAUGUUAGACAAGAGUGUGUGCCAGUCAUACAUGGCAUUCUGAAGAAUGGUAAUUCAUUCUCUGGGGCAGCAGAAGAGUCCACCAAAAAUAGUAUAACUGCUUUUGAGGAGCCUGGGGAGGAGGAGGAGGAAGCAGAGGAGGAGGAAGUACUAGAAACAGAAGAGUUAGAAGGAGAAGGAGAAGAAGAAGAAGAAGAUGCACAGCAGUCUUAGCCAGCCACUUCCUCAUCUUCCUACAUACUGAAGGCCCGAACAAAAUGCUCUUUGUAGAAAAAAUGUUUACAUUGUAAAUCUUAGGCACCUGACAAUAUUAAUUUAAAUCAGAGAUGCUGACACAAGUCACUAGACACAUACUUUGCUCAUGGCUAUUUCUGUAUUUUCCUGAUUAUUUUGUCAAGGUGAUGUAGACAUAAUCUUCAUUAGCACAAUGGAGACGGAGCUGAAGUCCUCAGGCCAGGUGGACCACCUAGCAUCUAAUGACAUUCCACUAAGGACGUUCUAAUGCAUCAGUAACUGAAUAAAGAAGGUGUUUGUACUUUAUUGUCCACUUUAUCUCACUGGAAAAUCAUACCAAAAUCAUCCAGUUCCUUGAUUUAAUUUAUUUUCCUUUCUUAUUCAUGUAAACUAAGAUUGGACAUUGUAUGGUAUGUAUUUGCAAAAUUUGUGCACAUAUAAUUACUUUAUUGUGCAUUUUCAGAGUGGACAUAUGUCCAGUGUUGUUUUGGGCCACAGUGAAUGAGUGAUUGUGUUAAAAGAUUAUUAACGUAUGACUACAUGAGUGUUCAGAUCUGUAGUUUUAGUUUUCAGUGCAGAUUCAUAUAAAGUUUUUUAGCAGUGAGUAUUAGUGAAAUUUUAGGUUAUGACUGUCUAUUACCAUAUAUUUUUGAGAUCUGGAGUGUUUUUAUGUUACAUGCCUAUGUCAUUAGAAAGUGCAUAUAUUAUAACCUUUUGUAUAUGUACCUUGUUAGAAUGAUUGGAUUUGUAAGCGUGUGUGUGCAUAUUCCUAUGUGCAUGUUUUAAGAGAUAUGCGUUUACUAACUAAAUUGAAUGUUUCAUAUUUAGCCCAAACAGAAAUUUUAAGGUCUCUUAUCUAGUUACCAAAGUGCUGCUGAACAGCAAAGUGGGUGGCUUUUUGUGCUCCAGAAAAUUUUACAGACUUUUUCACAAUCGGGUUUUGCCUGAUAUGUGGCUCAAACCUCAUGUUGCCUUUCUUCUUAGAACCUCUGCACUGUGAAUAUUUCUAAAUUAGUAGCCAAGACUUGCUUCAUAAUUUUAAUAAUGCUUUAAACUUUUGUGAACACUGAAGAAAACUAAGUUUUACUUGCUAUCUGUCUACUUACAGAUUGUUGAUUCACUGCAGAGUGUAGGCCUUUCAGGUUUCACUGUCCUUACUUGCUAUGAGAAGAAAAUCUAUCUUUAGUUUCUUGUUAAGUUGCUGUCGUGGGUUUUCUAUACACAAAACUGUUCAGAACUUGACAUUUUCUUGGUCUAUUGUCUCACUAAGCUAUUUUGGAUUCCCCCACAAGGAAAAGAAAUUGUAGAAAAUGUGAAGACCUCUCAAUUGCAGCAGACUGUUGAAUCAAUUUUAAAACUAACACAAAGCAGCCAAACACAGAAUAGCAGUUGGAGGAAGGUAUUUUUCUCAGGAGCUGAGACAGGAUUUCGAUAGGUUUUUUUUUUUUUUCCUUUUUUUUUUAGGCCAGGUUUUAAAAGAAUGACCAUCUUUAAGAAAUGCAUCACAAUGAAAUAUUUACAUUGUUUUUGUGCCUUGAGUAAGCUUAUUCUGGCAGUUCUCAUUCUUAUGUUAAUUUCCAUUGAGACAAUUUUAGUUUGUGUUCAUAUAAAUACUAAUGUUUAAACGUGUAUAAAUUUAAAGACUGCUCACACUUUUCUGUACACAAGGAAUCCUGUAGAAUGCAAAAAAAGUUUUGAAUGCAAGGGUAAGAAUUUAAUCAGUGGUAGCAUAAAAUAUGGUUAACUACCAUCAAUCCUAAGGCCUCUGCAUAGAUGAUAGCUGGUAAAUGCACCACCAGUUUUUUGGGGCAAGAUGGUGGUUAAUAAGAAGUACUUUUAGUCAGAUAUCCCCAUGCUUGAAUCAUGACAAUGACUCAGUCUUGUAACCUGGCUGUUUCUUUCAUUACUGUAGUUAAAACAAAUAAGGGUGUGAUCUAGUUCUCAAUAUUCUGUUUAACUUGUUGAUUGAGAAUUACUGUUAUGAAAUUAAAGCAGCUUUAGUCAGGGAACAUAUCACUUCACAUUAGUCAAAUCUUUGCAGAGUGGGUAUGAGUGUUUUUGUAUUCCGACUCAGACAUCCCAAUUCUGUGCUCAGGGUGGCAAUGUAUAUUUAAGCCACAGCUUUUAAAUAGCACUGAUGGACUCCAAAAGUGCCGUGCUGGUUAAUGCACAAGUGAUUUAAUGUAAUGGUGUGUCUUGAGGUACAGUAGUUGCCUGCUUGUGUGUUAAUGAACAAUGUUUAAAAAACCUCAAAAAGAACAAUUUAGCACCUGUAUAUUAAUAUAUGUUGAAAUUAUUAUUCUCUCAUUGAGGGCUGCAAUAACAUAGUAAUUUCUAACAAGUGUGAAGUUCUGUUAAUUUGUACUUUAAGAGGAAUAUUUUUAAGACACUGAAUUGCAUCACUGUCACAUGUUGUAUAAUAUUUAGAUUCACUCCUGCUUUUUCUAUAGGAGUGAAGUAGUUCUAAAUAAAAAUAAGAAAAAAAAGUAAUAUGUAUUUUUUUAAAUAGCCAUUGUUGCUUUGUGUUUACAUGUAAAAUGUGCCUGGACAUUUCUGAGAUGGGGGUUAAGGACUGGGUAAAAUGCCUUCAGAUAGAGAGCGAGUCACAGAUGCAGUCAGAAGGCUUCUUUUCCUUAAAAGGGCAGGCAGCAAGAAAACUGCAGCCGUUUUGAAAGAGAGAAAGAAUCUUGCCAGGAAUAUAGAAAUGCAGAAACAGAUAAAAUGAUAAACAAUGGAAGUAAAAAGAUGAUAAG